CCUCCUCCUCCUGAUCCUGCUGGCGGCGGCGGCGGCUUCCUCGGCCCCGGCUCUCCGCGCUUCCCCGCGGCUUCGCCUCGCUCCUCGCCGGGAGGCUCCGCGAGGACGUGUUGGCUGCGGAUGGACGAGGAGUUGAACCCAGUUUGUGCAAAGUGAAGUCCUGUUCCACACUAACAGAAGCAACACCAAAAGCACUGCUGCAAGGAGCCGCCGGGAGCUCCAGGGUGAAGAGACCUGCCUCCCCUGGGAGACCUCUGCUAAAGGUGAAGACCUCCAAGCAGACCAGGCAGAUUUAGCAGGAGAUCAGGAAUUUUACAUCAAGAGCCCCCUGCAGCAUUACAGCCUACCAUUCAGAGCCUGGACAAGAGCUUGGCCUUGCACUUUUACAGCUGUAUCUACCUUAAUUUUUACCAGUGGCCCCACAGGUAGAAAGCCUCUGUGGCUGGCCACAUAAUUCCCUGGCUGUUACCGGCUCUGAUCGCUGCCUGUAGCGGAGCACAAAGGGAGCGGCGAGACUCCCACGUCUUUCAGCGAGAAGAAAGGAGGCAGCGGAGCAGACUAACGCGGGCUUGCGUCUGGUGGCCUGGCGGUACAAAGGCUGCCUUUAAAAGAGAAGCGCAGCGUUAUUUAAUGAGCUGUGAGAUGAGGAGGCGCUGCUGCUAACGCUCAGAUCCCGGGAUUCAUCGGCUAUUCAUUGUGCUUAAUGUACAUGUUUCUACACCGUGCAUUUAGGAGAUCCCAGAGAAGAAUCCAAAACGGCUGCGGGGGAAAGACCACCAAACAUGCCUACAGAAACACUACCGACAGGUAGCAUGGUGAAGCCGGUCAGCCCUGCCGUGACUUUCACGUCCGCCGUCCCUCUCCGCAUCCUGAACAAAGGACCAGACUACUUUCGCAGGCAGGCGGAGCCUAACCCCAAGAGACUGAGCGCGGUGGAGAGGCUGGAAGCCGACAAGGCCAAGUACGUCAAAAGCCAGGAGGUCAUCAACGCCAAGCAGGAGCCCGUGAAGCCGGCGGUGCUGGUGAAGCCGCCGGUUUGUCCUGCGGCCAAGCGAGCGCUGGGGAGCCCCACCUUGAAAGUCUUCAGCAACAAUGCCAAGACCGAGAGCGGCGUCCAGAGAGAAAACCUGAAGCUGGAGAUUUUGAAGAACAUCAUCAACAGCUCCGAGGGCUCCAGCUCCGGUUCAGGGCACAAGCACGGUCCCCGAAACUGGCCUCCCCACAGAGCCGAUUCGACGGAACUGAACCGACACUCGUUCGCCGAGUCUCUGAAGGUUUACCCCACGCAGGGCCGCAGCAGCCCGCAGGAGAGCAGCUCCAACGUCAGCAGAAGGCUCCUAGAUCAGUCGGCAGAGACUUUCUUGCAUGUCUCUCACAGCUCCUCAGACAUUAGGAAAGUAACUAGCGCAAAGCCCUUAAAAGCAAUACCCUGCAGUAGUUCAGCCCCACCUCUUCCUCCAAAACCCAAAAUCGCUGCCAUUGCCACCCUGAAGUCCCCAGAGAUCGAGGCAGUCGAGACUGGAUGCGGAGUUAGUAGAAGACCCUCCCUGCAGCGGUCAAAAUCAGACUUAAGCGACAGAUACUUUCGUGUCGACGCAGACGUUGAACGAUUCUUUAACUACUGCGGACUGGAUCCUGAAGAGCUUGAAAAUCUUGGGAUGGAAAACUUUGCAAGGGCUAACUCUGAUAUUAUAUCCCUCAACUUUCGCAGUGCAAGCAUGAUUAGCUCAGACUGUGAACAGUCUCAGGACAGCAACAGUGACCUUAGAAACGAUGACAGUGCCAAUGACCGUGUGCCAUAUGGUAUUUCUGCAAUUGAAAGGAAUGCCAGAAUCAUCAAGUGGUUAUAUAGCAUCAAGCAAGCUAGAGAGUCACAGAAAGUGUCCCAUGUGUGAGAGAAAAUCCACAGUAGAAAAAGCAAGGACUGUAUCUUUGUCUGUGAAUAUUCAGUUGUGAAGGGUUGUGAAGUCUACUUGAAGUCUUGUACACUUCUCAAAUCUCUUUGUGUUGCUUGUUGUGCAAUGUUUCCAAGUUGCAUGCCUGUCAACAUGUGAACUGACCUGGCUUCCACUUGAACAAUAACCAACUGCAAAGCCUGGCUAAGCAUACACAUUAUCUGCCAAAAGUUUAAGACAAGAAUCUAAUUAGGGCUUCAGUAUAAUCAAAGUGUUUACAUGGAAAGGUUAUAUGACUUCUUUGGUAUUUAUGUGGUUCCUUGUGGAUUUUAUAUGUCACUUUUUGUCUUAAUACGGAUAUUGUCAACUGACGUUACUGGCUUCAAAGCUGAAGUAGAAUCCCUUUGGGGGGUGGGGCAAAUUUGGACAAAAUAAGAGGUUUAGACAUACAACAAUAGUCAAAGCAGCCUUAUCUCUUGUAGAAAGUGGCUUAUUGGCACCUGUAAAACUGUCUCUGAAAGGCAAAGGAUGCUCUGUUCUUUGCUAAAAUAUAUAUCCCUACCUGUGGUGAGGGACUGUUAAGUAAAGGUUUCCGUUUCUAGAUAAAGCACCCUCAGUUUUACAACUGAAGCGGUCUCGUGAAUCUGCUUGACCUUUCGUAAACGAAAUGAGUCUUACGUUUGGUUCGGUGUAAGUAUUGUAAUGAUUUUGUAUUACCCUGUUGGUAAAAGUUUAAAGAGGGUUGGAGUCAACAAACAAAAACGUUGAAGGUGGGGGAUUUUGUGGGUUUGGUUUUAACUCUAAGAUUCCUGGUCUUAAACUUUUGACAGGAAUGAUUAGAUCCUAUAGCUGAUAUUGAAUGCCUUUAUUAGUCGAACACAUCAUGACUACAAACUCCAUGCUGUCUUUUAAUUUUUUUUUUGUAGACCUAUUUGAACAGUUAAUGAACAAAAAUGGAAACACACAGCCAUAUCAAUAUAACGCCUCCUAUUCAGAAGUAAAUACACUCAGUAGCUGAACUAUAUCUGAAAAUUUGUGAUUAUGUUGUCUUGCAUAUGUUAUAUCUAAGGCUGUGAAAGUUUGUUACAGCUCUAGAAAAGUGUAGAAACAUGACAGUAUGUAGCUUUCUUUUUUUUUUUUCCUCCUUAUGAUGGUUAGUGCUGCAAGUCAACCUGUUACAAAUCUUUUGACAAUCUGUGUCUUCCCAGUGGUUUAAUUAACUGUCAUUUCAACUGACAGUUUUGGUGUGGUAGCGGAGAAGUUGAAAGUACAGUGGUCUGCUUCAUUAUUAUUGUAUACAUGCUUCGAAGUAAAUUGCAGCACUACCUUAUACUUCAUCAGCUAAUAGGAAACUUUUUUUAUUGUGUAAAUGCUGUAAGACUUUGUAUAUACUUCAGUUGUUAUGAAAUCUUUAAAAGGAAGAGUGUUAUGCUAAUAAAUAGCUCCUGGUGCAGG
This is a messenger RNA of Cygnus olor (mute swan), 3350 nucleotides long. It is a transcript of the gene FAM110B, whose product is annotated as family with sequence similarity 110 member B. Bases 783 to 1895 code for a protein of 370 amino acids. NCBI's taxonomy places the organism in Eukaryota, Metazoa, Chordata, Aves, Anseriformes, Anatidae. The record is from RefSeq and is a predicted model, not a curated record. The transcript is spliced from 6 exons.